AGGAUGCCGAAAGCCAAUCACAGCUCCUUCCCUCCUGACACGUACAUCUUGGCUGGCAUCCCGGGUAUGGAGGCGUCUCACAUCUGGAUCUCCAUCCCCUUCUGCCUGAUGUACGUGGUCGCCCUUCUUGGGAACGGCUCCUUGCUGCUGGUCAUCCUGACCGAGCGUAGCCUCCACCAGCCCAUGUACCUCUUCCUUUCCAUGCUGGCCACUGCAGACUUGUUGCUCUCUACCACCACCGUGCCAAAGAUGUUGGCCAUAUUCUGGUUCAGGGCUGGGGAGAUCUCCUUUGAGGGAUGCCUAGCCCAGAUGUUCUUCAUCCACGUCAUCUUCAUCGCCGAGUCAGCCAUCCUAAUGGCCAUGGCCUUUGAUCGGUACAUCGCCAUCUGCGACCCGCUGAGGUACACAACGAUGCUCACCACUCCUGUCAUUAUGAAAAUUGGGCUGGCUGCCAUUGCUAGAAGCUUCUGUAUAAUUUUCCCUGUCAUCUUCCUGGUCAAGCGGCUGACAUUUUGCCAGCACAAUGUCCUCCCCCACACCUACUGUGAGCACAUGGGCAUUGCCCGUUUGGCUUGCUCGGAUAUCACUGUCAACAUCUGGUAUGGCUUCAUGGUGGCCCUUUUGGCCAUUGGCCUCGAUGCCUUGCUGAUAGUGGCGUCGUAUGCUUUGAUCCUGAGAGCUGUCUUCCGGCUCCCUUCCAAGGACGCGAGGCACAAGGCCCUCAGCACCUGCGGGUCCCACCUCUGCGUCAUCCUGAUGUUCUACACUCCUGCGUUUUUCUCAUUCUUUGCCCACCGCUUUGGCCACAACAUUCCAGGCUAUAUUCAUAUCCUCCUGGCCAACUUAUACGUACUGGUCCCCCCCAUGCUGAACCCCAUUGUUUAUGGAGUGAAAACCAAGGAGAUUCUGAGAACAGCGACUGAGAAGUUCCACCAACAUUUUAGCAAGUCACUUACCUAA
Molecule: messenger RNA, 960 nt
Organism: Euleptes europaea (tarantolino)
Lineage: Eukaryota; Metazoa; Chordata; Lepidosauria; Squamata; Sphaerodactylidae
Product: olfactory receptor 52B2-like
Exons: 1
Coding region: 4-960 (318 amino acids)
Biological process (GO): G protein-coupled receptor signaling pathway
Cellular component (GO): membrane
Molecular function (GO): G protein-coupled receptor activity; olfactory receptor activity
Source: RefSeq, a predicted model, not a curated record